This is a messenger RNA of Mytilinidion resinicola, 510 nucleotides long. RefSeq lists its product as uncharacterized. The transcript is spliced from 2 exons. NCBI's taxonomy places the organism in Eukaryota, Fungi, Ascomycota, Dothideomycetes, Mytilinidiales, Mytilinidiaceae. The record is from RefSeq and is a predicted model, not a curated record. The coding region runs from base 1 to 510 and encodes 169 amino acids.
AUGCCCUGUCUAGCACCUGAUACCGUCAACACGGCGAAGAAGUUCUUCAAGGGCCUCUUCGGCAAAAAGAAGAAGGAAAAGAAAGAAGACAAGCCCGCUGCUGAAGCCCCCAAGCCCACCGAGACCACCCCGCCAGCUCCCGCUCCCGAGGCCGCUCCGGCGCCGGUCGCGACAACUGUUGAGGAGCCGAAGCCUGCUGAGCCAAAGCCAGCGGAGGGCGCGGGUGCCCCGAACUCUCCAGAGGUCCAGGCACUCGCUGAGGUCAAGAAAGCUACAGACGCGGCUUCCCCGACGCCCGCUGCUGCUAGUCCUGUAGCCGCAGAGGCGGCUAAGCCUGCUGAACCUUUACCAGCUCCUGCCACAAGUUCUGAGACUCCCGCCGAGACGAAGGCUGCCGAACCCGCCCCGCCUGCUGUUCCAGCUGUCAACCCGGCCCCUGGGAUGUCAGCGACCUCAGGCCCCUUGGACGACCAUCCAGCUUGGGAGACGAAGCCAGAGGAGGCGAAAUAA